Molecule: messenger RNA, 1125 nt
Organism: Lathyrus oleraceus (garden pea)
Lineage: Eukaryota; Viridiplantae; Streptophyta; Magnoliopsida; Fabales; Fabaceae
Product: ras-related protein Rab7
Exons: 7
Coding region: 237-857 (206 amino acids)
Cellular component (GO): vacuolar membrane
Molecular function (GO): GTP binding; GTPase activity
Source: RefSeq, a predicted model, not a curated record
AAUCAUUUUACAAAACAAAACGAAAAAGAAUGAUAGGACGUUGAAAGCGAUGCAAGUGUGUAGCAGCGAAACAUUUCAUUGCAGGUCACAAAAAAACGAAUCGAUCGACAUUCGCGCCCCUUUUCCCUUCUCUCUCAUCUCUCAAAACUCAAACCUCGAUCCACAAUUCAAUUGCACAACUAUAACUAUAAAUUCAAAUCCCUAAAUCCUUACUUAUCCCUAAUAAUCCACAAUCAAUGGCAUUACGCAGACGAACUUUGCUCAAAGUCAUUGUUCUUGGAGACAGUGGGGUUGGAAAAACUUCAUUGAUGAAUCAAUAUGUGCACAAGAAGUUUAGUCAGCAAUAUAAAGCUACAAUCGGUGCUGAUUUUGUCACCAAAGAACUGCAGAUUGAUGACAGACUUGUUACUCUACAAAUAUGGGACACUGCAGGGCAAGAGAGAUUUCAAAGUCUUGGUGUUGCAUUUUAUAGAGGGGCAGAUUGCUGUGUUCUAGUCUAUGAUGUUAAUGUAAUGAAGUCAUUUGAUACACUUGAGAACUGGCACGAGGAGUUUCUCAAACAGGCAAACCCUUCAGAUCCAAGGACUUUUCCAUUUAUUUUGCUUGGAAACAAAAUUGAUAUUGAUGGCGGGAAUAGUCGAGUGGUUUCUGAAAAGAAAGCAAAGGACUGGUGUGCUUCAAAAGGGAAUAUUCCUUACUUUGAGACAUCAGCAAAAGAAGACUACAAUGUUGAUGCCGCAUUCCUAUGUAUUGCCAAGACUGCUUUAGCCAAUGAGCGUGACCAGGACAUAUAUUUUCAACCUAUUCCAGAGGCUGCUGCUCCAGAGAAUGAGCAGAGGGGUGGAUGUGCAUGUUGAUAUGAACUUUUCAAUGAUUGCGCGAAUUUGUCUCUAAAUUUGUUGAAACAAAUUCUUCUUCAUAUUCUUUUUUAGUCUCAUUAGGUCCCUCUUUUUGUACACUCCACAUGAGAUGCUUGAGUAAUUUGUGUUUUGCCCCUGUAGUUCUGUUUAUUUGUGGUUCGGCUUUAGAAUGUUGCACUCAUAGGAAAACAAAUGUUAAAUUGGUUUUGUUGUAAGGCAAAUAUUUUAAUUUCUUAAAUUUACAUCAGGAUACUGUUCUAUUGGA